Molecule: messenger RNA, 1964 nt
Organism: Nicotiana attenuata
Lineage: Eukaryota; Viridiplantae; Streptophyta; Magnoliopsida; Solanales; Solanaceae
Product: ethylene-responsive transcription factor CRF4-like
Exons: 1
Coding region: 497-1657 (386 amino acids)
Biological process (GO): regulation of DNA-templated transcription
Molecular function (GO): DNA binding; DNA-binding transcription factor activity
Source: RefSeq, a predicted model, not a curated record
UUUAGACUCACGCUAAGUUUCAAACACAACUCUGUCUCUCUAAAAUCUCACUCUCUCUCUCUCCUCAUCAUCAGCAUCUUACCAUUUGGAAUUCAAAAGGAGCAAGAAAGUCAUUUACAGUAUCUAUUCAUUGCAAAAUCUGGAUUCAUUACUUAUUUCUUUUCCUUAUAAACUCUCUUCCUUCCUUUACUGUACCCCUUAAUUCCUUUUUUUAAUCCCAGGCUUUGUUCUACGUGUGGGUGUAUGUGUUUUCCUUUUACCAUUCCGUCUUUUAACGUUGGGGUCCUCUUUUUGUCAGAUGUUGUUAUGAAUCAGCGUGUUUUUGCGUCUUCUCUUUGACGAUUCCAUUGCUCUUCUCAUCUUUUAAGAGUCCUAUACUUUUGUGUCACUCUCAAAGCAAUCAUCCUUUACCUUCAUUGGACCUCUAAUUCCCCUUUUUGUUGUGUUAGAAACAGAGAAAUAGUGAAAAUAGCUAAUCAAAAGAAACAGAGCUUCAAUGGAUCACGAUAUGUUGUGUCCGAUCAAAUAUACAGAGCAUCGAAAUGUUAUUAGAAAAGUCACUAAACCUUCCCCAAUAAAAUCCAAAAAAUUUCCCGAACCCCAAAAAUCCAACCAAUACAAUCGCUCUAUUCCUCCUAGGACUGUUCGGAUAUCUGUUACAGACCCAGACGCAACGGAUUCUUCUAGCGACGAAGAAGACGAGCUUUUUGGAAGAAGGCGCGUGAAAAAGUACAUCAACGAAAUUAGUAUUGAAACCGCCGUUAAGUGUGAAGUCAGCAUGCCUACCAGUGGCAAAACGGCGGUGAAGAAACGAGCAGCUGACGUUCUUCAGCCUAAGCAGAAGCCAAUGAAGGUGAAGGAAGUACAACCCCCACAGUCGGCUGGUGCUGUUAGAAAGUUCCGUGGCGUACGUCAGCGGCCGUGGGGUAAAUGGGCUGCUGAGAUCAGAGACCCGGCUCGUCGGGUCAGGCUUUGGUUGGGUACUUACGACACUGCUGAAGAAGCCGCCAUGGUUUAUGACAACGCUGCUAUUAAGCUUCGUGGGCCCGACGCCUUAACCAACUUCAUCACUCCUCCCAAGCCUGAAAUCGAUGUCCCGUCAAACUCCGGCUAUGAAUCCGGGAACGAGUCCCGUAAUAUUCCUUCUCCAACCUCUGUUUUACGGUUUAGAAUGAGCCAGUCCAGUGAAGAAACAGAGCAACAAAGCCGGUCUGAACCGGUUCAGGAAGAGUGUCCAUCGGUUCAAGGACCGAUGGAGUGUGAGCAAACAGUUCAGGAUGUUGAGCCGGUUCAGGGUGUUGAACCGUUUGGGUUACCGGUUAAGCAGGAAAUGGAGGAGUGUCAGGGCGAGACCAGCAUGAUACCAGAUUACUCAAACGAUUAUUUGCCAACAGAUGUUCCGUUUUUAGAAGAUUUCUUCAAUUUCGAAGCAGCGGAACAGACAUUGUUUGAGGAUACAACGACAGGUUUUCCCAAUGAUUUUGGCACGUCGUACAAUGACACAUCAUCAUCGGAUUUUGUGAACGACUUCCUAUUUAACGAUGAUUUUGGCAAUUUUGAUGAUUCGUUUCAAGACUUGGGAACAUUAGGAGUGGAUGAUUAUUUCCAAGACAUUGGUGCUGAUUUUUCAAGUGUUGAUUCUCUGUUGGCAAUAUAAUUUCAGUUCUACUUUAUUAAAUUUUUGUGUCACAGUCCCGGCUUGCCAGUGUUAAUUGGCAAAUUUUGUCUUCCGGCGACAACAAGAAAUCGGCUAGAGUUUUGUUUAUUUUUUUCUUUGAGUAUAUUAGUAUUUAUUAGUAUUAUAUUUAUUCGUUUUAGAAUCUCCGUGAAAGUGAACGGAGUGAAGAGUGGAGUUUUAUUUUUAGUUUAUAGAUGUUGGCUUUAAAAUAAGUAGAGGUGUCCUUGGAAAGAGUUGUAUCGAAAAACUCUAUGGAGAUUUAAUGAGAAUCACAUCUUCACUGAAA